AUGGGUCGAAAAAAAACAAAGAAAGACGCCGAAAUAGAGGCCGGUCCGAACGGCCCAAAAGAUCCCCGAGUUGGAGAAAAGUACCAGAUAGCGCUUCCUGAUUAUGUCGACUUGAGUGCCAUUGAUGAUGCGGUAGACGAAAGUGAAGUAAUGUGGAAGCCAACUGAUCUCGUAGAUGAUGACGAAGAAGACUUGGCUCACUUCAUCGAGUACGCCAGAGCGAAGGACUAUCAAGAAGAUGAUGCGCUCACUCUGCUGCGCCAUUUGAACAUGGACAUGCGAAGGGCAUAUCUAUACAUUGACAACCCUGAGGACGACUGGACGCAGGAGGAGAGCAACCUGUUCCACGAGGCCUUUCCUGGAGUUGGAAAAAAGUUUAGGGAGCUGAGCCGUCUUUUCGAGGGCAAAACUACUGCUGACGUCGUGUUCUUCUACUAUUAUGAUAAAAGAGACAAGAAAGAGCUUUCUCGUCAGAAGAAAGAUAAGAAGAGAAAAAUGGAAAGACGACUUCGUCGAAGAAGAAAACUCAAGCGGAUAAGGAAGGAUACCACUUCCGAAGAGGAAGAUAAUCAAGAAUUGGAAGAGCAGGAAGAGCAAACAGUGCGCACGACUGAGGCGGCUACUACUUAUUCCGCUGGCCCAGCACUCGCCGAGGGAGACCUUGCUGAAGGUGCCAACCCAAUGGAGGGAGAUGUCAAUUUCGAAGAGGGCAACGAAAGACAAGCAGAAGUUACGAAGGAGAAUAGCUCCGAAGAAAACAUCGCGGAAGGAAACGGCGAAUUGACGAGAAAAGAAGAAGCCGCCGAGGGAGACAUUGCUGAAGGUGCCAAGUUGGAGGGAGUUGUCAAUUUCGAAGAAAACAACGAAAGACAGGCAGAAGUUACAAAGGACAAGAGCUCCCAAGAAAAUACCGUGGAAGGGGACGGCGAAGUUCCGGGAAAAGAAGAAGAAGCUAAAAAACUCCUCCCGGAAGAGGACACCUCUUCGGAGACAGUAGAAAUUAUCUAUCAACAGGAAGAAGAUCUGAUGGAUGUUCAAGUGACGAACGAGGCCUGGGCCGUGUCAACUUUGUUUAACCAGGAAAUGUUCCAGGAGAACAUCCAGGAGAACUUCCAGGAAAACUUCCAAGAAAACUUCCAGGAGAACUUCCAGGAAAACUUCCAGGAGAACUUCCAGGAGAAUUUCCAGGAGAACUUCCAAGAGAACUUCCAGGGGUACUUCCAGGGGUACUUCCAGGAUACUAUCCCAGAAGAUUAUCCAAUAAUGAACGAAGAACCAUGGGACGACGAACCGACAGCUGUAAUUUGGGACGAGGACGAUAUUGAAUUGUUGCGAGAGGGAUUGGCCCAAUAUGGUUUGGACUGGGAGAAGAUCGCAGAACUUAUCAGGAGCAAAACGGCAUCAGAAGCGGAACAAUUCUUUGAAGAUAAUUGUAUAGAUGAUGUUUACAAGUUCAAUGAUGCCUAUUCGGUGUAUUUGAACAGAAAAUACGGUCCUGGAAACUCGUGGAUUACUCCGAUAAUCAUUAAUCUUCUUUCUAAUCUUCCUUGCGCUCCCAGUCCUGGAAUUACCAUAGACUUCGAGCUUGACGAUGAAAUCGCAGAACAUUUGCCCGUCAGCUUUCUUUUGACCACGUCAUACCUCGACCGCAAGGAGAAUGACGAUAUCAUGGAGGACAGCCACCCCCCAAUUUCCGAAAGCUUAGUGUACGAUGCAGACGAGUCGUCCGCAGACGAGUCGUCCGCAGACGACGACGAAAGCGAUAGUUAA
Messenger RNA from Oikopleura dioica, 1770 nucleotides. The record is from the annotation of a GenBank genome assembly. Lineage: Eukaryota; Metazoa; Chordata; Appendicularia; Copelata; Oikopleuridae.